CUCUAACAUAAUUUAACUUUAUAUGACUAAUGAUGGAAGUAAAUCCACCGGAAAAUAAUUAGUAAGAGAUAGCCGAAAAUAAUUAAAGUGCUCAGGAUAAUCUUUAGAGAGAUAAAUGCGUGUAGUGUAUUCAGUGUAUUUAGCUUUCCAAAGAUUACAUGAUUUUAUAGUAGGAAAUAAGACAUAAAAGAUUUGGGCGACGUGGUCGCCAUGUUCGUAUUGAUACGCAAAUCACUAAUCCGGAUCCGCGGGAUCCUUUGUUGAUUGUGUGUAUCUCUGAAAAGACGUCAUUGAUGUAGUUUGUCGUACGGAGUUGCCAUGUAGCUUGCCAUGAUGUCCAGAGACACCAUGCAUAGAUUAUUUGGAUAGGCUUCAACUACCAUGUCCAGGGUCGCUGUGGACGCUCCUUUGGCUAAGGUACUUGAUCGCGUCCAUGGUUGCUGUGGACAUGCUCUCUGGAUAAGCCUACCCCGACAUCCACGGUCACUGUGUAGUUCCUGAUCUUCUAUUAACUUGCGUCCACAGUCGUCAUGUACAGUAUUUUAUCUUCUAACCCGCGCGUGGUCACCACGUACGAGCUCUUCCUAUACCUUAUCAUCAUCCGCGCAUAGUUACCAUGCACAUCAACCUCUAAUUGUUUUCAUCCAUGUUAACCCGGUGAACAUUUAUCCAUGGUUGGGAUAAUUAUACCAUCACAAGCCCCCCACUCCCUAAGCCAAAUAGCAUAUCGGCGAUAGGGAGUAAAGAGACACAGUUGCCGUGUCAAUAUAGAGUACAUGGUCACCAUGUCCAGCUUUGUUUUUGUUUUUUACCCAUUCAAGAUUUUUAUUUUUUAUUUUUAACCAAAAUGCACUCCAUGACUUAAAAUUAAAAUUACUCUCACCCAAUCUCCCAAUUAGCUUUGCAGGCCACGACCAGUCACCUUUGCUCCAUUUCAGGCCACAACUCGCCGUCAACCAUCACUCGGUCAACGUCGCCGGCCGCGGGUUCAAUUUUAUCGGCGUCGCCGGCCGCGGGUUCAAUUUUAUCGGCGUCGCCGGCCGCGGGUUCAAUUUUAUCGGCGUCGCCGCCGACCACCGAACUCCUGUAGCCAAGCCUCUCACUGUCGCGAGUCUCCUCUGUUGCGCCCUGUCUUAGCCGCCAUCACUGUGUAGUUUGGGCUGCGAGCACUUUAGCGUGAAGCAAACCACCGCCCUCGUCAGACGCUGGCGCCUUCCGGUGACAUCCAGGACUGUUCGCCGCCGUCGUUUACCACCUGCGCCGUCGCCCCCUUGCUCUGGCUGUCUAUCCCGAUUCAGCCAUCGUCGUUGUCUUGCUCUGGAUUUUGCACCGCCGCCGCUAGGUCACGCAACAAGCAGGUAAGCACCGGUCUCCCUUUUGUCUUCUUUCCCUUUAUUUUGAUUUGAUUUGUUUCUUCUUUCUCCAAAUAAGUAAAGGAUUAAAUUAGUCUUGUGUUGACCAUAGCUGCCUCGGCUAUACCCUUGUUAACAGUUUACUACUAGUACGGAGUAUUAAUUUUGGCUUUGAAACAUAGCUCCUUUGCUAUCAAUUGUAAUGACAUCCCUUUCAAUUUUUUUUUUUUUGAAUAGCUAAUGACCUCGGCUAUCCCUUUGAAUAUACGUAGUAAUUUUUUUAUAAUUAACGGCUGAUUUUUCUCUUGCCCCUUUUUUUUGCAUAAUAUUUUAGCUGUUAAUACCUUAUGGAUAUACUGGACUCCAUAGACUCUGAUGAAUUGCUCAGUGGUGACGGGGAAUUAGUGUUGGAGAAUUUUCCUCAUCCCUGGGCAGAUGUGAAUUCUGAUGUUGAAGAAAUUAGUCCCAUAAAGCCACGAGCCGCUUCAGUCAAACCACCAAAACGUCGCUACCGUGGUCCGUAUCCACCCUUAGACCCGAGCCCCAUCUUACACUACAGGUCGCGCCUCUCAGUUUCCAAGUUUGAAAAGUAUAAGAAAUUUUUUCCGUCCACAGUGACUGUCCGAUGUCCCGAUUCGGAGGAUAUUGUAACCGAUCCUCCUAAGGGUCACUUUUUCGGGGUGCAUAUUCUUUCCAUAAAAUCAGGAUUCCGCUUUCCCACACACCCUUUGAUUAUCGAGUUUUUAAAUGAUCUUGAAAUUUCACCUUGUCACUUGACUCCGCUCGGUCAUCAGUAUUUGGUAGCUUUCCUGGUCCGGUGCGGGACACUUGGGAUUGAACCGUCCCUAGACCUCUUCAAGCACAUGUUCCGAGCUGGGCAGUGCUCGGCAUCUGAUAGUCUGUCCUGGGUGUCUAUCUCUCAGCGCAACCACUUUGACAUGUGGAAGGUCACUCGUAGCAACGAAGCCAAUUGGAAAGAAGAAUUUGUCUAUGUGUCGUCUGGAUCUCCGUUACCUUUUUCAUCGUCUUUGAAUUGUCGGUUUAAGAAGUAUUCGUACCCGAAACUUCCGGUUGACCAGGAGACAUGGCCGGCUAUGAUUCUUUCUGGAGGACCGUAUAGCCUCUCUGCCUUUACUUCCGAGGACCGCCUAACCACGGUUGGACUCUAUUCGCCGUCACCAUGUUCGGGUGCACACGCAUCCACGUCCACGGAUCAAGAUAUGACAUCGCGGUUGGAGAUGUUCCAAAGCUUCGACCAGGAUGGGCCUCGCGGUAGUGACCAGGGGCGCUCUGACAAGAAACCAAGGGUUCCCUCCGUCACAAAAGGCAAGGAUGCCAUUGUAACUGUGCCUUCAUCCAUUGCAAAACGCAGGGCCGCUAGCCCCGCAGCCCGCGUCACCCGUAGCAUGAGUGAUAUUCCCACGGCGGGGAUGACUACUUGGUUACGAGGUAACCUUGAGUUACCUCCGCUCUUAUCACAGCUACUGUUGUCCAUCUCCGAGGUGAACCGAAGGAAAGAUGAGCGCGAGAAAGAUUUGUCGCUACAACUCACCGAAUUAGCGAAGGAGGUGGCAUCGCUCAAGCUCGUGCGUGACUCACAUGCAGCCGAGGUCACUGCGCUUAAAGAAAUGCACGCCGUGGAGUUGGCCAAUGCAAGGGGGCGGGCCGUGGAUGCAUACAAGAAUUCUCCAGAGUUCGUGUCUGAUCAGGAAGCAUACAUUAAUGCCCACUUGAACGAUAUUAGCAAGCAUUGGUUGUCUACUCCGGAAGGUCGUGAGAAACUGGCCUUAGAGAGCUACGUUUCCUACCAGAUCGGGAUAUAUGCCACUCAACAGAAAAUAUAUCCUAUCUUGAGGGAUAAGGCUGGUACCUCUUGCAUCACUGAUUGGGGACUUCCUCCUGAGGUUCCCAACCCUGAGAACCCGGUAGCCAACACGCCCCUGGACUAUAUUCCUUUUGACAGACUCCCCACUGAUGAGGAGCUUGGCGAUCUUCCUUCCGAGACAGAUCACCCAGCUUCGACUGCUUCUGUGCCUUAGAGCAUGCAUGGGAGUGACGGAUGGACGUAGUGUAGACUUUAAUUCUGUCAUGUCUUCAAUUACGAGUACCCGAAUUGCUCAACAUGUUUUGAAUUUCAUAAAAUAAUAAUGAUGCAUGUCUUAUUUUCCUUUCGUUAUUGUUU
This is a messenger RNA of Cuscuta epithymum, 3534 nucleotides long. The record is from the annotation of a GenBank genome assembly. Lineage: Eukaryota; Viridiplantae; Streptophyta; Magnoliopsida; Solanales; Convolvulaceae.